CCAUUCCGUUGAGCCCACACGCGGGUCAAACUAAAACCUUUACCUGCGUCUCACGACUCACCACGAUCGGUCGCCGGAUACUACCUUGAUUUGGUAGAAGUCUUCGCAAAGUUCUUCGCAUAGAUCGUUCGAAAACACUCCUUUAGAAACGCGAAAGAGUUAUACGCAAUAAUGUCGAAUACAAGAGCUUCGUUGAUGGUGCCGCGCCCGAAUGCGGGAACGAAGCUGAGGCAGAUAGAGCAGGCCAAAGAAAUGCAACGAAUUGUGGAGGAGCGUGCAGCUAGAACAUCGGUAGAUCCCCCUCCGUACGACUUCUUACAGUUCAUUGGCCGGGGUAGUUUCGGACGAGUGUAUAAAUGCAAACAUCGUAACACGCAGGAAGUGGUGGCUGUCAAAAUUACGGAAGUGGACGAUGCCGAUUACCAGGCCUAUUUCGAAGAUAAAGACAGGAGCUUGCCGGACUUGAUUCGGGAGAUCAAGGUCCUUCAGCAAUUGAAAGAAACGAGAGCGUCACCCUACGUCAACGUUAUCUACGAUGCAUUUCCAAUGUACUCUGAACUCUGGAUGGUAACGGAGUACUGCCCAGGCGGUAGUGUCACGACAUUGAUGAAGCCCAACCCUGCAGGACAAGGGCUUGAAGAAAAGUAUAUCGUUGCGAUCGCCCGGGAACUUGCAACUGCUUUGAAAUACGUGCACGAAGCCAACGUUAUACACAGAGACAUCAAAUGCGGGAAUGUACUUAUUACAGAAGAUGGCAAUCUUCAGCUUGGUGAUUUCGGUGUGUCUGGAGUGCUCGAGACAGAAGUGGCAAAGCGGUCGACCAUUGUUGGCACGCUACACUGGAUGCCUCCAGAACUUCUUGGAGCAAACUUGAGUUCCAACUAUAAAUAUCCGGUUGCCCCUCUUUAUAGACAUGAAGUCGAUAUUUGGGCAUUUGGCUGUACAGUCUACGAAAUGGCAAUGGGCCAUGGUCCCAUGAGCACCGCGAGGACCUUGCCAGAACUUGCCGCCACAGCGCAAGAGAGGCCGCCAAGGCUCGAGGGAGACAGAUUCUCGGAAGGCCUCAAAAGCCUCGUAGCGUUUUGCAUUGAAGCUAACCCCGAGGAUCGCCCUACUGCCGAUGCCAUCCUUCAACAUGACUAUCUAAGAGAUACAUCCAGGAGUCACCCGACAAGUUCACUCAGGGAGCUGAUUGAGCGCUAUGUCAUAUGGGAGGCUUCUGGUGGUUCUAGGGCCUCUCUAUUCAAUCCGCAGAUGGGCGCAGCCCACCCCGAGCUCCCACUACCACAGGAUGACGAUGAUGAGGACUGGAGUUUCAGUAUGUCUGAUGAGUUGGAUGACGAAUAUGCUAUAAAUCUUGACGAUGAGCCGACCACCAAAGCGGCUACGAAAGGCGUACUGAACACUGCUUUCAGUAUGCCGAAGUCAAAGAAAGAACGAGAAAGCAUGGUCAGAAGAGGAGGAGAAGGACUACAGAGGCUUUUUGAUCCUGACUCAACGCCUUAUAUCUAUGGUACGAGCGAUCUAGCUCUCCGCCAAUAUGAUACUGAAGGUGGUAACAAUCGUGAAACCAUUAUCGAUCUAGACGAUGUUGAACCGGCGUUCAAUAUGCCCACUCUUGAUCUUGGAGAUGUGCCCACACUACGGGCCAAUCGACUGAAUAAAGAAGCCCUCGAUCGCGUUAUAGCCGAGUUGAAAGAGGAAGACGACAUGGAGGCACGAAGUUUUGCAAGGAAGAGCAUGCAGCAGGACAAUGAUUAUACGAAACGCGCAACACGGGAUUGGAAGUUUCCGUCCAUGCUACCACCUGAGACAUCGAUUGCUCCUCCAGAAACAGACAAUCGCCGUACCCAGGACUGGACUUUUGCUAGUGCUAUGCCAGCUGAUAAUCGUCGCACGCAAGACUGGACGUUCGCCAGUGCAAUGGCCGAGGCAGAUCCAGGACAUGGGCAAGCACGAAAUAGGAUGACCAGAGAGAUUCAAACGCAUCUAUUGACUGCACCCGCGGCCGAUAUAGCCAACAACCGACGGACCAGGGAUUUUGUGUUCCCAUCUCAGGACCCACCGGAAAAUACUGAAACUGAUGUAGUUGACUUUGUUGGGCCGCCCCAACCUCGUUAUGAACACUCGGCUCGUGUAGAAUUCCAGCGUCCGACACUUCGCCAUGCCGCAACUCAGCCAACAAGCACUCCUGACGGAACCUUUGGUCAACAAAUGUCGGUGUCAGACUCGCCUCCCCGUAUGUCCAUGAUUGAUCUUGACUUUGCUCUCCCUACGGAAUGGCAGCCUCGACCAGCGACGUCUGGCUCUGGGGGGGACGGGGCCCCCUUGGGUGUCGAAUAUGGACACAAAGACCCAUUCGAUUUGGAAGAUCAGGUCCAGCUAUCAGAAUCGAACAAUCGCCUGUCAUUUCAUACAAAAUCCCAAUCGGAACCUACUAAAGCGCUCCCUGGACUAUUAACGCCUAGCGAUCAGCAGGCGGAUGCAAAGCGAGGGUCAAAAUACGGGGUCCAUUCGCGAGGGACAAGCCAAGCCAACUUGCCUGUGGGACAACCCGCGAGGUUGAUGAAUCAACCUUCAAAUCAACGGCGCUUUCGCCGCCGCCAAUUUCGCCGUGAAGCGUCCUCUGUUAGUAGCAGGAGCUACACGUCUGCCUCCGAAACGGAGCCUGAGGACGAUUACGAGCGCGGUAGGCCUUCCUCUGUUCAGCCUGGCUUUCUUCAAAAUUCUUUUUGGUCUAAUUUCAACCCUGCUAAUCGAACGCCAUCAGAUUGGAAUAAGAGCGUGCUUUCACGGUCGAAUUCGAUAGCCAGUAGAGGGGACAUGAGCGGCAUUGAGUCUGAUGCAAUGGAUGACGACAGGUUUCAUCCAUUCAGGCAAGACCCAAAUCCGUUUGGAGAAGACUGCAUGUCACUCAAUCCCGCCCUCUACACUACACCCCCGAACAACAAUGCCCGAACGUCCGCAAACGCUUUUAUCAACAACGUUCGGCCGACAGUCCCCUUCCCUCUCCCUACUGGCCCGCAUCCAGAAUCAUUGAAGCAUGAUUCUGACCCGGACCUUGUCGAGCACGAGUUUCAACGUGUUUGCAAGGAGUUUCUGUAUGGGCUCAAAGUCUGCAAAGACAUUGUUGAGCAUCGUCAAAGUGGGGUGUCCACUAGGGGUGGAACAGUGAGAAUGAGCACGAGCGUACACGACGAGUACGCGGGCUUGAGUACCGAUAGUGAAGGUAUAGCCCUGUAAGCUAGGUUUUUCAAAACAUGCAUCGAGGAGGCGUUGUUGUCAACUUGCGGGAUAUGCUUUGAUGGUGUGGACAUGCAUAUGGAGGGCGCUGGAGUUCUGUAUUUGGAUCUGG
Pseudovirgaria hyperparasitica is the source of this 3355-nucleotide messenger RNA. RefSeq names its product kinase-like protein. The transcript has 3 exons. The record is from RefSeq and is a predicted model, not a curated record. The coding region runs from base 172 to 3243 and encodes 1023 amino acids. NCBI's taxonomy places the organism in Eukaryota, Fungi, Ascomycota, Dothideomycetes, Acrospermales, Acrospermaceae. Gene Ontology annotation, molecular function: protein kinase activity; ATP binding. Gene Ontology annotation, biological process: protein phosphorylation.